Amaranthus tricolor (Joseph's coat) is the source of this 1333-nucleotide messenger RNA. Its product is annotated as protein FMP32, mitochondrial-like. Bases 248 to 1000 code for a protein of 250 amino acids. The transcript has 7 exons. Gene Ontology annotation, cellular component: mitochondrion. Lineage: Eukaryota; Viridiplantae; Streptophyta; Magnoliopsida; Caryophyllales; Amaranthaceae. The record is from RefSeq and is a predicted model, not a curated record.
CCAUUCGUAGCUAUUGUUUUUAACUUUUUUGCCAAGUAAAAUUCAAUUCAUGAUAAUUGGCUUAAUCUUCAAUCUUUAUUUCACGAGUUCCACAAAAACGAUCAACCCUUGCAUUUCCAUUCUUCAACCUCUCAAGUCUCACCUCAUCUCUUCCAUUAAAGAUAAAACGAACCUUUUGCUAGAGAGAUAAACUAGGGUUUUGUUUGCUCAAUUUGACAUCCUAAUUGAUUGAUUCAGUUGAACUACAAUGGCGGCCUAUACAAUUUGCAGACGAUUUCAUCAACUCAGUACUAAUCCAUUCUUAAAUUCGAGAAAAUUCAACGAAUUACAUUCUUUAAAAAAUGUUUCUAAUGCUAAUAAUCGACUUUGUUCAUCGUCGUUUUCUUCGCGUUUACGUUACGGAAGUAGGUACAUUGACGCUAAGUUUAUUUCUCAACUUGUAAACUCUAAUGGUAGACGAUUGUUUCUCGUUGAUACUUUAGCACUUGUAAGGAAAUUAGAAGCUCAAGGUAUUCCGUCGAAACAAGCUGAAGUAAUUACUGCUGCAAUCACCGAGGUUCUUCACGAUAGUCUGGAAAAUGUGUCGCAUUCCUUUAUGACUAAGGCUGAAAUGCAGAAAUUCGAGAUGACACAGGAGGCAAACUUGGCUAAGUUCAAAUCUGAAGUACAUAGCUCACAGGAACACCAUUUUUCUCUGUUGCAACGGGAGGCAGAGAAACUCCAGAGUGACUUAGAGAAGAUGCGCAGUGAAUUGAGGUAUGAAAUCGACAAAGUUACUGCUGGACAGCGGUUGGAUUUGAAUCUUGAAAAAGGGAGGAUACGAGAUGAGUUGGCUAAUCAAACUGCAGAAACUAAUAACCUCACAAACAAACUUGACAGGGAAAUUCAUGCAUUAAGGGCACAAUUAGAGGCCGCAAAAUAUGAUGUGAUCAAGUACUGCAUAGGUACCCUUGUAUCAAUCUCGGCUGUUGGCCUUGCAGUGCUACGUAUAUUGCUGUGAGGUGGAUUGCUGCCUGUCGUCUUAUUCCAACAUCAGCAUAGCAUCUAUUUACAAGGUGACUGUAGCUUUGAUCAAAUAUUCAUAUUUCGUGUUAUCAUGACAAACAGUAAAGAAAAUAUGAGAUUUUCGUACAGGAUAAACAUAACAGGCCAAUAUGAACAGAUGUGGAUGUUUUUUUUUUUCUCACAUCUGUUGUGCUCAAAAGUGUAAAAUUCAUGGCAGUCCAAUUAUUUAGCUGCAAUUUGUAACACUUAUUAGUGAUGUUAUUUGUCAAUACAUCUUUAUCAUUUAACUUGUACGUAUCUGGUUAUUUGUCUAGGGUCGAUUAUUGUA